AAAACAAGAAAAAAAAAUUGCAAAGAAAAUUGCAAGAAGAAUUCGUAAAAAAUUAUUGUUAAAUCGAAAAAAAGAUUGUUAUCAUUACAUUUAGGGCUGUGAUAUAAAUUGAAGCAACUUUUCGUUCAUCAGAUUCUCAAAAAAAAAGUUCAAGAGGGAAUUAAUUGUUGAUUAUUAAAUAAAAAAAAAUAAUUGUUACAAAAAAAUGGCUCUGCCAAAUCAAGCACAACCAGCAGCACAUUUAGACCCGUUGAUGUCCGCACCCAAAUUUGGCACACUAAUCCCCAAUCGGGUUUUCGUUGGCGGAAUCAGUGGCGACACUACGGAGUCAGAAUUGUGCAGAGUAUUUUCGGCCUAUGGCAAUGUCAAGUCGACAAAAAUCAUCGUUGAUCGUGCGGGAAUCAGCAAAGGCUACGGCUUUGUUACAUUCGAGACAGAACAAGAGGCCCAAAGACUUCAAAAUGAGGCUGAAUGCGUUGUUUUGCACGACCGAAAGCUAAAUAUCGCGCCAGCAAUUAAAAAGCAAUCCGUAGGCACCCCAAAUGGGACAAUGUUUUAUGCAGGUAGUCCAGCGAUUCCAUUGAACAUACCAUUAGACCAAUAUGCUGUUUAUCCAUCGACUGGUCUUCCCACUAUAUAUCCAGCAGGUAUUCCGUAUCAGCAGUUCUAUCCGUACUAUAGUCUACCAAUGCAAAAUGUGCAAACAAUCUGGCCACAAAACUACCAAGGAGUAUAUCCAUGUUAAGUCAAUAUACAAAAAAAAAUAUAUUACAAUAAAAGUUUGAUACGAACAUCAUGCCAGAAUCAAAAAAAAAACAUGCGAGCAGAUACAUUUAACUAAUUGUUAAAAAAAAACAACAUUAUUAAAAGUAAUAAUAAAAAAAAAUAAGUAAGAUACAUAAAUUUUAAUAUAUACAUAAAAAUAUAUA
Molecule: messenger RNA, 929 nt
Organism: Culicoides brevitarsis
Lineage: Eukaryota; Metazoa; Arthropoda; Insecta; Diptera; Ceratopogonidae
Product: protein boule
Exons: 6
Coding region: 206-745 (179 amino acids)
Biological process (GO): 3'-UTR-mediated mRNA stabilization; positive regulation of translational initiation
Cellular component (GO): cytoplasm
Molecular function (GO): translation activator activity; mRNA 3'-UTR binding
Source: RefSeq, a predicted model, not a curated record